AUGACUCAUGAGCAAAGAUUAGUAUUCAAUGAGAUACUCAAUGCUGUUAUUACAGACUCUGGUGGUUUUUACUUCGUUUAUGGGCAUUGUGGGUGUAGUAAGACAUUUAUUUGGAAUGGACUUUCUUCUACUAUUCGGUCUAGAAGAAAGAUUAUUUUAAAUAUCGCAUCCAGUAGAAUUGCGUCUUUACUCCUUCCUGGUGACAGAACGGAUAAUUCUAGGUUUUCAAUACCCAUUACAAUUACUAAUGAAUCUACCUGCAACAUCAAACAUGGCAAUUUGAAGGCUGAGCUGCUCAUCCAAAGUAGCUUAAUAAUUUGGGAUGAAGCUCCAAUGCUCAAUAAAAUGUGCUUUGAAACACUUGAUCGGACGAUCAGGGAUCUUAUGUCAGUUACCGAUCAACAUAAGACACAUCAACCAUUUGGUGGUAAGGUUCUGAAGCUACAUACAAACAUGAGACUUCUAAUGUCUUCUUCAGAUCAACAUGAUGUUGAAAUAAACAGAUUUGCUAAUUGGAUACUGGAUGUUGGAAAUGAAAAUAUUGGUUCUGCUGUUGGUGAUAAGUCAGAAGUUAAUAUUCCAGAUGAUCUGCUAAUUACAACUGUUGAUGACCCUCUCUCUCAUUUGAUAGAUUUUGCAUAUCCAUAUUUAUUGUAA
Messenger RNA from Arachis duranensis, 657 nucleotides. RefSeq lists its product as uncharacterized. Gene Ontology annotation, biological process: telomere maintenance; DNA repair. Gene Ontology annotation, molecular function: DNA helicase activity. NCBI's taxonomy places the organism in Eukaryota, Viridiplantae, Streptophyta, Magnoliopsida, Fabales, Fabaceae. The record is from RefSeq and is a predicted model, not a curated record. The transcript is spliced from 2 exons. The coding region runs from base 1 to 657 and encodes 218 amino acids.